AUGUGGCUACUUAAGCAUAAAUAUAAGUCUAAUGGUUACCUUGAAAGGCACAAUGCUCGUCUUGUGUGUGAUGGCAGGUCGCAGGAAAUAAGCGUGGAUUGUGAUGAGACGUUUAGUCCGGUAGUUAAAUCGGCCACUAUUCGUACUGUUCUUAGUUUAGCUAUGGCUAAAAAGUGGUCGAUACAUCAAUUUGAUGUCAAAAAUGCCUUUUUACAUGGUGAUUUGCAGGAAACUGUUUAUAUGCAUCAACCUUCGGGCUUGUUGAUCGGAGGGCUCCUAAUCAUGUUGGGUGCAGGAAUUAUAUCUCAGUUGCAAACUGAGUUCUCUAUGACUGACUUGGGUCCUUUGAGUUAUUUUCUAGGGAUUGCGGUGACCCGUUCUCCCUCUUAUUUGCUACUUUCACAGGAAAAGUAUGCACAUGAGAUCUUAGAGCAUAUUUGCAGUUUAGCAAGUGCUCUUCAGUACCUCACUUUCACCAGGCCAGAUAUUGCCUAUGCGGUACAACAGGUGUGUCUUUUCAUGCAUGAUCCCCGGGAACUUCACUAUGAGGCAUUGAAACGCAUUCUGCGGUAUGUACAGGGUAUCAUUGAUCACGGUUUACAUUUAUAUCAUACUGCUUCUCAUUGA
Molecule: messenger RNA, 627 nt
Organism: Chenopodium quinoa (quinoa)
Lineage: Eukaryota; Viridiplantae; Streptophyta; Magnoliopsida; Caryophyllales; Amaranthaceae
Exons: 3
Coding region: 1-627 (208 amino acids)
Source: RefSeq, a predicted model, not a curated record